Messenger RNA from Aspergillus steynii IBT 23096, 1986 nucleotides. RefSeq names its product fungal specific transcription factor domain-containing protein. The transcript is spliced from 5 exons. The coding region runs from base 1 to 1986 and encodes 661 amino acids. NCBI's taxonomy places the organism in Eukaryota, Fungi, Ascomycota, Eurotiomycetes, Eurotiales, Aspergillaceae. Gene Ontology annotation, molecular function: zinc ion binding; DNA binding. Gene Ontology annotation, biological process: DNA-templated transcription. The record is from RefSeq and is a predicted model, not a curated record.
AUGAGCAACGCAUCAUCCCCGUCAACAUCCCCCUUCAAUGCUCAACAGCUAGCCUGUGGAACCGAGCGGUCCUCCAAGCAAGCCUGCGCAGAUGUUUCUAGAGACAACACGGCUGAAUAUGAGGGUGAAUCAUCCUUUUCUGCUCACGCGCUGUUUGCCACCAAGUUUCUUCAGAACGUCGUCAGCAGCAACGACUACUCCAAGGAAGUCGUACAGGAGAUGACAUCCAUUGUGGACACGCUCCGAGAAAUAAUUCAUGCUCAAAAGCAGCAGUCAGACUGUCCAGAAGAGCUCUACCCAUAUGCCAGACCGCGGCCAAGUGAUUCAAGUUUGCAGCAUCUGCCCAUGCCUCCAAUAGAUAUAGCCCUUUCAGCCUUGUGGAAGGCUAAAGAAAUUCCCUAUAUUCGUUUCAACUGGCUCUACGAGUUUGUUUCAAUAGCCCAGUUCACUGACUAUUUUGUCAAGGUGUACUCGCCUGCUUCGACCACCGAUGCCGAUAGGAUCAUUGUCAAUGCAGGCUUGUAUUGGCUGUUUAGCGAGAGCGCUGAACUUAUUCCUGAUCAACAAACGAAGGACGAUUAUAGAGACCAUGCCUCUCAAUGUCGAGGUAAUCUUGAAACGAUUCUUUCCAGUCUAUCAUUUCACAUUCCUGCCACCAUAGAUUAUGUUCUUGCCCUGAGUGUUGCUACCACUUACUGCCGACAAGUGGCCAAACCAUCCCUUGCAUGGAGCUACAUUAAAACCGCGUCCCUUAUGUGCCAGACCCUCGGUCUUCAUGGCACCCAUGGCCUCCACACAGAGAGUCCUGAAAUAAGGCGGCAAAAGAUCCACUUAUUUUGGGCCAUAUUUACCACCGAGCGAACACUUUCCUUGCGAUUCGGUAGAUCAUCUACUUUCCGCGAUCAGGACAUUACUAUCCCUCGGUUGAGCAUCUUACAUUAUCAGGAACAGGAUUCAUUGCUCAAUCCCGUUCUGCCUAGAUGGAUUGACAUCGCAGGCCUACAGGGACGGACGUACGAUGAAAUAUAUAGCCCGGGUGCUCUAAUCCAACCGGCUCAUGUCAGAGAAUCUCGCGCACGAGCUCUCGCAGCUGAUUUGAGGAAGGUGAUGGGCACUGAAGAUCCAUUGGAGACAAAAUACAACAGCCUCAGACGCCACGCACUCGGCGACACCAUCCACGAACUCAUACUACAUGCCGACCGCGUCUCCACCCUUUCUAUCCUCACCCUCAUCUACCGAGGCAUUCCUCCCGACAGACCCUCCGGGGCCGCGUUCUCCAGCGAAUGCAUCACCGCCGCGCGCGAAGCCCUCGUCGAACACGAGAAAUGCAUCUCAACCAUCACCACCGCAGACAUCCAUCCAUGCUUUAUAGAAAUCUACAUAACCUACUCCCUCCUCGAAUCCCCUUUUCUCCCCUUCAUCGUCCUCUUCUGCCACAUCAUCGAGACCUCCUCGCCCGACGACCUCCGUCGCCUCGGCACCGUCGUCGAAACCCUCCAGUCCACCUCCCCAUCGGCCUUCUACCGCGCCUGCAGCAAGCAAUUCCGCCUCUUCAGCGCCCUCUACCACGUCGCCAGGAAAUACGUCGAGGUCAAAGAGACCCAGCCGCGCGGGUGGAUGAAUCCGAUCGACUUCGUCCCGAGUGUGAAUCUUAGCGUUCCGAACAUGGGGUCUGGAUCGGCGUCGGCGUCAGCGUCAGCAUCUGUCCCUACUCAACUUCCAUUCCCAGACUCCAGUCCUUCUUCAAUGCCCAGAAUAGUCCGAGAAAACGCUAUCUCGCAGCCCGGGGAUCCCCUCACCAGCACCGGCAUAACCCCCACGAACCACAUCGACAGGGAUGCCUUUGCCACCCCGCAGCCUCCACAAUGGACGCAAAUCCAGACGCAGCCGAGUCUGGAAAUGGACGCCAUGGGCACCGAGCUGGGGAACUGGUUCUACGAGAAUCAGCAGAUGCUCAAGUUCCUGGAUGAUAGCUAUACUUUCUGA